GAGCUGCUGCACUCAUUUUGCCUUUUUGUGAUGACCGCGAAAAGUAAAGAGGCAACUUUUAAACAUUGCCCCAUCACGAGCCACAACCACCACCCACCCACCUAGAAUUUUGAAACAAAGUAUUUCUUCAUUUAAUGUCACAAUGUCCUGUGCAAACUUGGCCUGCCUCUGCGCCGCGCUGCUCCUCUGCCUUCUGUCCUGCUGCUGCUCCCCUGCCCAGGGAUACUUUGCGGAGGAGCGCUGGUGCCCCGAGUCUCCGCUCCUGGCUCCGCGGUACCUCGUCGCCCUCAUCUGCAGAAACUCCGAACACUCCCUGCCGUAUUUUCUCGGGGCCUUUGAUCGACUCAACUAUCCCAAGGACCGCAUGGCUCUGUGGGUAGCGACUGAUCAUAACGAGGACAACACCACUGUCAUCCUGCGUGACUGGCUCGUCAAAGUGCAGAAACUUUACCAUUAUGUGGAAUGGAGGCCAAAAGAGGAACCCAGACGUUACACAGACGAAGAUGGUCCAAAGCAGUGGACUGACCUCCGUUAUGAGCAUGUUAUGAAGCUUCGGCAGGUCGCACUGGAGUCAGCUCGUGAGAUGUGGGCGGACUUCUUUAUGUUGGUGGACUGUGAUAAUUUGCUCACCAAUCCCGAUGUGAUGUGGAAGCUUAUGAGAGAGAAUAAGACCAUCAUCGCCCCAAUGCUUGACUCCCGUGCGGCCUAUUCAAACUUCUGGUGUGGAAUGACUGCGCAGGGUUACUAUAAGCGCACCCCUGCCUACAUACCCAUUAGGAAGCAGCUGCGUAAGGGCUGUUUUGCUGUACCCAUGGUCCACUCCACCUUCCUGAUUGACCUGAGGAAAGAGGCAUCCAAACAGCUGGCCUUUCAUCCACCACACCCUGAAUACAACUGGGCGUUUGAUGAUAUUAUUGUGUUUGCAUACUCUGCUAGGAUGGCAGAUGUUCAAAUGUUUGUAUGUAACAAAGAGACCUAUGGAUACUUCCCUGUGCCCCUCCGAUCGCAUAAUACUUUGCAAGAUGAAGCUGACAGCUUCUUGCAUACCGUGCUGGAAGUUAACGUGCGAAAUUCCCCAGUGAUGCCUUCCAAAUACAUACGUGCUCCUAGAAAAAAAGCAGAUAAAAUGGGAUUUGAUGAGGUUUUCAUGAUUAACCUACAGAGACGGACUGACCGCCGAGAUCGUAUGCUGGGGGCAUUGUACCAGCAGGAGAUUGCUUGUAAGGUCAUUGCAGCCGUAGAUGGAAAAGCAAUGAAUGCCAGUGAAGUUCAAUCUCUGGGCAUCCAUAUGCUCCCGGGAUACAGUGACCCCUAUCAUGGUCGACCACUGACAAAAGGAGAACUGGGAUGUUUCCUUUCCCACUAUAAAAUCUGGAAAGAGAUAGAGGAGCGACGCCUGACCACCUCUCUGGUGAUUGAAGAUGACCUGCGCUUUGAAGUCUUUUUCAAACGUCGCUUAAUGAACUUGAUGAGUGAAAUACAGGAAGAAGGACUGGACUGGGAUCUCAUUUAUAUUGGUCGUAAGAGAAUGCAAGUGGAUCAUCCAGAGAAAGCGGUGCCUAAUAUACACAACUUAGUGGAAGCAGACUAUUCAUAUUGGACACUAGGUUAUAUGAUAUCAUUACAAGGUGCUGAGAAGCUUCUGAAAGCUGAACCUCUGAAGAGGAUUUUACCAGUGGAUGAGUUUCUUCCUAUCAUGUUCAAUAAACACCCUAUGACUGAUUAUAUGGAGCAGUUUGAAACCAGGGACUUGAAGGCGUUUUCCGCAGAGCCUCUUCUAGUGUAUCCAACACACUACACUGGCGACCCGGGCUACAUCAGCGACACUGAAACCUCCACGGUGUGGGACAACGACAAGGUCCGUACAGACUGGGACAGAGCCCGCUCAGGAAAAACUGGGGAGCAAGCUGAGAUCAGCACCGAGGCCCAGAACUCAGAUGUGCUACAGUCCCCUCUGGACAGUACAGCACGAGACGAGCUAUGAGACCCUUGUAGAAACUCACAGGUGCACAGGGCAAAUGAACUUGUUUUUUUUUUUUUUUU
Molecule: messenger RNA, 2043 nt
Organism: Solea solea (common sole)
Lineage: Eukaryota; Metazoa; Chordata; Actinopteri; Pleuronectiformes; Soleidae
Gene: colgalt1a
Product: collagen beta(1-O)galactosyltransferase 1a
Exons: 12
Coding region: 143-1984 (613 amino acids)
Molecular function (GO): procollagen galactosyltransferase activity
Source: RefSeq, a predicted model, not a curated record